AUGGACAGCGGCGCGUCAGCACACAUGUGCAAGGAUCGAGAUGCGUUCGAAGAGUACGAAGAAGUGCAUCAUGCGCGAAGCAUUUUAAGCGCAAAGAGCGACGUGAAGCUGAAUGUCAUUGGACAUGGGACAGUGAAGUUGCGCGUCUGGACAGGGCAUGCGUGGAUCGACGCUCGCCUUGAGAACACACUUCAAAGUUCAAGAUUUGUCCAAGAACCUGUUUUCGCUCAAGGCUGCGGCAGCGCGCGGCAUGACAGUGAUGAUUACGCGCAAUGA
Molecule: messenger RNA, 276 nt
Organism: Peronospora matthiolae
Lineage: Eukaryota; Oomycota; Peronosporomycetes; Peronosporales; Peronosporaceae
Source: the annotation of a GenBank genome assembly